AUGAUGGAACUGAUGAUCAGCGUAAAGGAACACAUUUACUGGAAAUCUUUGCUCUUGAAAUUCAAAUGUAUACCGAAACAAAAAAUAACAAAAAAUUGAAGGCUCUGUAUCAACAAUGUCUUCACGUCAAAUCUGCAAUUCCGCAUCCACGUAUAAUGGGCGUUAUUCGGGAAUGUGGUGGCAAGAUGCACAUGGGCGAGAAGGAAUGGGACAAAGCACAAACUGAUUUCUUUGAGUCUUUUAAAAAUUAUGAUGAAGCUGGUAGUCCUCAGCGUAUACAAGUUCUUAAAUACCUUGUUCUUGCAAAUAUGUUGACAGAGUCACAAAUUAAUCCUUUUGAUUCUCAAGAAACAAAACCAUACAAAAAUGAUCCUCAAAUUGUUGCAAUGACUAAUCUGGUUAGCGCAUAUCAACGCAAAGAAAUUCGAGAAUUCGAGAAAAUUCUGAGAGACAAUCGAGCAACUAUUAUGGACGAUCCUUUCAUCCGUACAUAUAUUGACGAUGUUCUCAAGAAUAUUAGGACGCAAGUACUGCUUCGUCUUAUUAAACCAUACACACGAAUAGAGAUACCGUUUGUGUCAAAACAACUUAAUAUCCCUGCACAAGAUGUUGAAGAUUUACUGGUUGGUCUCGUUCUUGAUCAAAAGAUUAAAGGGUGCAUUGAUCAAGUGAACCAACGGGGAUGA
Racocetra persica is the source of this 686-nucleotide messenger RNA. Lineage: Eukaryota; Fungi; Glomeromycota; Glomeromycetes; Diversisporales; Gigasporaceae. The record is from the annotation of a GenBank genome assembly.